This is a messenger RNA of Haemonchus placei, 252 nucleotides long. Lineage: Eukaryota; Metazoa; Nematoda; Chromadorea; Rhabditida; Trichostrongylidae. The record is from the annotation of a GenBank genome assembly.
AUGGCAGACGACAUCGAUCGCAAAAUUCAGCUGAUGAAGCUAGAACAGCAUGCUUCCAUGGAAUCGCUCACCGAAACCGUCUGCCGUAAUUCGAAUCGUCUACAAGCGAUCCUUUCCAAGGUAUCCCAAAUCUACGAUAACAUUUAUGUGCUGAUGGAUCGCACCGGUCCCAAGUCGAAUUGUGUAUUCUACCCUGCGAAAACAUCGAUAAUCGCCAUACAGCUCGGUCUCGAGAGCAAUGCGAGCCUCUGA